GAGGGAUCAGGGCUACGACGACUUGGCGUGCUUCUAUCCAGCACGGAGCCAAAGAACCGCAGAGGCGGAAUUCGCCCCCACCGGGACAGAGCCAAAAUCGGCGCCGGCGUUUUGAAUCUCGCGCUCUCGUCGCGCGGUGAAAGCUGGUCGGACGCCGCCAAGUCCAGUUUUGUAGCGCGCAAAGGUCGGGCAGGACCAAGGCGAUCACGUGAGAAGCUUCGGCGAAAGGAAAACAUCGCGGUUCGCGAGUUGGGCCGGGUCUUGUGGAGCUCUGCUGCAAGGCUCGCUUUUAAAGUCGGCUCGCCACUUCCCCUUCUUCAGAAGCGGCUGGCGGGGAGCUCGAGUCUGACGAUCGCGCCCUGCCGUUGUCGUGAUGUUGCUGACGGAAAGUAUUAUUCUGAUACUGUCGCUGCGGACUCUAAGUUCAGCUUUUUCAAUAAAGGAACCUAAAGAAGCAAAACAGGCAUGGGGGUAUGUUCCUGUCAGAAGCAAUGCAAGCAUGUUCUGGUGGUUGUACUAUGCAGACAGUCCCACUCAGAAUUUCACACAACUUCCUCUUAUCUUAUGGCUGCAGGGAGGCCCAGGAGCUUCAGGUUGUGGAUAUGGAAAUUUUGAAGAGAUUGGCCCUUUAGAUACUGAUCUAAAACCAAGGAAGACAACUUGGCUGCAGGCAGCAAGUCUUCUCUUUGUUGACAAUCCUGUUGGCACUGGAUACAGUUAUGUUAAUGACUCCCUUGCCUACGCCACUGAUCUCGGCAUGGUCGCUUCGGAUAUGAUGGUGGUUCUCCGAGAGUUCUUUAAAUCAAAGGUGGAAUUCCAGACAAUCCCCUUCUACAUCUUUUCCGAAUCUUAUGGAGGAAAAAUGGCAGCUGCAAUUGCUCUGGAAGUUCAUAAGGCUAUUGAAGCUGGAACAAUCAAGUGCAAUUUUCAUGGAGUAGCCCUUGGUGAUUCAUGGAUUUCUCCUCUAGAUUCCGUGCUUGCUUGGGGGCCUUACCUAUAUAGCACUUCUUUCCUAGAUGACCAAGGCUUGAAAGAAGUCACUAAUGCUGCCAAGAAGAUCCUGAAUGCAAUGAAUACAGGGGCAUUUAAGCUUGCUACCCUGCUUUGGGAUAAAGCAGAGGAUAUCAUAGAAAAGAACACAAAUGGCGUGAAUUUCUAUAACAUUCUAACCCCUGAAUCUACGAAGGACACAGCUCUUUCAUCCGCUACAACUGAAACCAUCCCAUUUUUAAAAUUGUUCCAGCGUCAUGUGAAAAAUCAAAUUAAAGACAAGCUGAAUGACCUGAUGAAUGGGCCCAUCAGAAAAAAGCUGAAAAUAAUUCCAGACCAUGUCAAAUGGGGAGGGCAAUCAACAGGUGUAUUUAUGAAUAUGGCUGAAGACUUUAUGAAAAAUGCAAUUGAUAUUGUAGACAAAUUGCUGGAGGCCAAUGUGAAUGUCACUGUAUACAAUGGGCAGCUGGAUCUCAUCGUUCCUACAAUAGGGCAAGAAGCUUGGCUCCGGAAGCUAAAAUGGCCCAAACUGAAAGAAUUCAGUACACUGAAGUGGCAACCUUUGUACACCUGCCCAGAAUGCACAGAGACGGCUGCUUUUUAUAAAUCCUAUUGUAACCUGAGCUUCUUCUGGAUCCUCAAGGCUGGCCACAUGGUCCCGGCUGACCAAGGUGACAUGGCGCUGAAGAUGCUUAGGAUGGUCACCCAACAAAAGCAGUGACUAAAUUAGAGCCAGCUGGCAUGGCUCCUCUACAGAACAAAAGCAGGUUCUUUGGAAUCUUUUUGUGGCACCCUGAAAGCAUAAGGAACAAUGGCACCAUUGUGUUUUGAUUUUCUCAGAUAUUAUGCAAGGCAUUUUAAGGAGACACAGAUGGAAAUAAUUUACUUUCUCCUGUGGUAACUUCUUUUGUAAAAUGUGAAGAUCUCUUGAUCCACUUCUGCUUAGCAUAAUCCUUAAAUGCUGGAAAAGGAAGAUGUGAAUAAAUCAGGGAUGGGCAUUUUGUAGGCUAUGUGUAGCCUCCAUGUUGCAGCCUCAGAAGAUCUUCCUUUUGUCCUGCAACAUCUGGCAAAAUUGGUGAGAUAUUAAUAAUACCCUUUUGGGGUAGGUUUUGCCAAAAGGAAGUAGAGGUGGACUGAUCAGCCUCCCAGAGGCAAAAUGCAUCCAUUUCCAACUUCUAAACACUCCCAAAUAGCUCAAAAAUGCCUCCUAGCCACGCUCAGGCCCAUCCUCUUGGAGACAUCAUUGUCCUAGCCUCCAAAUAGUCUGGGGUAGCUCCAGAGAGGUUUCCCACGCUUGAAGUAAUGUUUUCUCAAUAACAAUAUUUCCUUUUGAUAGAUUUUCAUUCUCUUUUAUAUAUAUAUAUCCUAUGCAUGCAUACUUCCACUUGGGGCCUCUUUGUAGAUACUUUCUUAUCCAGGCCCAUGAAAAGGCAAUUUUUCUGAUUCUUGGCCUCCCAGAGACAAGCAUGUGGUCAAGUGUGGGUGAAAUUGUCCUGGGAGUGGGAAGCCAGAGCAGGGAUGAAAUCCAGCAAGUUCUGACAGGUUCUGGAGAACCGGUAGCGGAAAUUUUGAGUAGUUCGGAGAACCAGCAAAUACCAUCUCUGGCUGGCCCCAGAAUGGGAUGGGAAUGGAGAUUUUGCAAUAUCCUUCCCCUGGAGUGGGGAGGGAAUGGAGAUUUGCAGUAUCCUUCCCCUGCCAUGCCCACCAAGCCACGCCUACCAAGCCAAGCCACGCCUACCAAGCCAUGCCCACAGAACCGGUAGGGAAAAAUUUUGGAUUUCACCCUUGACCCAGAGUAUUUUUCAGCCAAGCACUUUUCUAUCUGGUCAGGCCACCCCGGAGGUUGGCCCUGAGCUCAUGCCCAAAGCCAUCAUCCUUUUUUCUACCAGCCAUUGCAGCUUGAUUGAAAACAAGGAGUUGAAUUCAGGUCUUAUUUAAAUGAGAUUUCCUUCCUAGAAAGUAUAUUCAGGAUUGAUGGGCAGAAGCCCGACUCCAUACAGAGCUAAGGUCUCACUUCUAAAGUAGAAGCAGUUGUUUUCCUUGGCUUCCAAGGAGGAGGAAAUAUAGGAAUAAAAGCAGCAACCUGGAGCAAAGGUUUAGCAUCUCCUCAUCUUGAUCUUUAGAUUAAUGGAUUUAUCAAAGCCAAGGAUGGUUAAGUAUGGCCCCUUUAUGACUUGUGGACUUCAACUCCCAGAAUUCAUGACUGGCUCAGGAAUCCUGGGAGUUGAAGUCCAAGGGUUGUAAAGGGGCCAUAGUUGUCCAUCCCAGUCUAAGCAAAGGUCAAACUAUUGGAUUGUUUGCCCCAACCCAUCUGGUAUGGUUCAGAUGGGUUGGAAUGGUAACUGCUAGGAUUCUGAAACUGCUUGGUCAGCACAACUGGAUGGUAAAUUGAGAAAUAUGGAUCUAACGCAGUGAUGGCUAACCUUUUUGCCAUCGCGUGCCAAAAGUGGGGGGAGUGCAGGGGGGUUGCACGUGCACGUGCCCACACCAGGGGUGGGUUCUAAAUUUUUUUACUACCGAUUAUGUGGGCGUGGCUUAUUUUGUGGGUGUGGCUUGAUGGUCAUGUGACAGUUAUUUAGGAUUUAGUAGAGGUACUGGUCUACCAGGCUUUUAAUUGCUUGCAGAGCUGUACCAAUCUACCCAUUUAUUUUUUGCAGGCACUGGUCUACUCAUGUAUUUUUGCAGGCACUGGUCUACUCAUGUAUUUUUGCAGGCGCUGGUCUACUCAUUUGUUUUCUUUUAACACUGAUCAGCUGUAGGGCGGCCCUUUGAAGCCCGCGGCAAGAGUUUAAACAGUUUUUUCCCUCUAGCCAUCAGCUGGGAUUCAGGAGGCAGCAAUAGAUUGGGGGUGGGGCCAAAUAAAAGGUAAGAAUAAUGUGGGGGGGGGCAGAACUGGUUUGGUGAGGUCAUAUCGUCACCGCUACCGGCUCGGGAGAACUGGGCCGAACCGGGAGGAACACACCACUAGCCCACACCCAUAAUUCUAUGUGCCCCACCUCCCACACGUGUGUGUGACCCUUCUGCGCUUCCCCCGCUUUUGGCAUGCGAUGGCACAGUGGGCCGGGUAGGCCCGUUUUUCACCCUACUCAGGCUCCAGAGCCUUUCUAGGAGCCUGGGGAAGGCGAAAACGGCCUUUCCCCCCCCGGAGGCCGUCUGAAGGCCAGAAACAGCAUGUUUGCCGACUUCCAGGGGGCCCAGAAGACCCGAAAAUCAGCUGGCCGUCGCGUGCAUGUGCACCGGAGCUGAGCUCGUGUGCCCACCAAUAUGGCUCUGCGUGCCACAGGUUCGCCAUCACGGAUCUAAAGUGAUCCUCUCUGUUCUUUUUUGACAAGAACAAUUUCUAUGAUUUAGGGGGGCAUAAUUACCUAACCUUUUAAGCGACUUGCCAGUUUGGGAUAGCUAGUCUGUUGUUAAAAAUCCAACAUAGUUGUUUUGUUUUGUAUUUCUUUCUUUUGACUCAUAUUUAAGUUCUCUGUUCAGGUGAAUAACCAACUGAGGGGGCUUUGCAGAGCAUUUGUUUCCUUUGCAUUGUUUACACACUUAACGAUAAAAUGAAGUAAAAUGCUGAGUCAGGAAGUACCAAAGCCUAUGUGUGGAUAAUAAUUAUAAAAUGCCAUGAGGUAGAUACCGUAGAUAGACAUGUCUGCCUCUAAUGCUGAGAAAAAACAAAUACACAAAACUAGUUCAAAAUUAUCCUCCUGGCUGUCCCACUUGCUCAUUCUGUGUGGGAAGUCACCACAGAGGCUUCUCACAUUGGUACUGAAUGUGUCUUAAAUGUCUCUUAAACCGUGAAGUUUGUAGGGAAAGCACUAUGUCUUCCUUAAAGUUGCCAACUGUUGGAAAUGAAAUUGACAUUCUUUAUACACAGUUCAAUGCUUGUCUAACAGAGAAGUUCAUUCCAUGGUGGUGAAAUUGCCUUUGUCUUAUGUGUCUUAUGUAUAUGUAUCUGAAAUCUGAAAGCCAAAGAUGUGGCCUUAAUAAAGAUUGAUUUCCCUCAUA
Pantherophis guttatus is the source of this 4989-nucleotide messenger RNA. It is a transcript of the gene SCPEP1, whose product is annotated as serine carboxypeptidase 1. Gene Ontology annotation, biological process: proteolysis. The record is from RefSeq and is a predicted model, not a curated record. NCBI's taxonomy places the organism in Eukaryota, Metazoa, Chordata, Lepidosauria, Squamata, Colubridae. Gene Ontology annotation, molecular function: serine-type carboxypeptidase activity.